This is a messenger RNA of Castor canadensis (American beaver), 1634 nucleotides long. RefSeq names its product glucagon like peptide 2 receptor (gene Glp2r). The record is from RefSeq and is a predicted model, not a curated record. Gene Ontology annotation, biological process: adenylate cyclase-modulating G protein-coupled receptor signaling pathway; cell surface receptor signaling pathway. Gene Ontology annotation, cellular component: plasma membrane. Gene Ontology annotation, molecular function: glucagon receptor activity; peptide hormone binding. Lineage: Eukaryota; Metazoa; Chordata; Mammalia; Rodentia; Castoridae.
UGGCAGCGCCUGGGAGAAGCAGCGAGAGGCCCCUGCUCGGGGUGCCGGCACUGCCCAUGGGCGGCAGGCUUGCCUGGGGGACGGGUCCCCACCCCUCCCACAAGAAGCGCUCACUCUGGGUCCCUGGGAGCCCCUUCUUCGCCCUGGUGCUGUUGGGUUCCAUCAAGCAAGUUACAGGAUCUCUCCUAGAGGAGACAACUCGGAAGUGGGCUCAGUACAAGGAGAAGUGUCUGAGAGACUUACUCAAGGAGCCUUCUGGCAUAUUUUGUAAUGGAACAUUCGAUCGAUAUGUGUGCUGGCCUCAUUCUUCUCCUGGAAAUGUCUCUGUUCCCUGCCCUUCAUACUUACCUUGGUGGAAUGAAGAGAGCUCAGGAAGGGCCUACAGACACUGCUUGGCUCGGGGAACUUGGCAGACACGAGAAAACUCCACAAAUAUUUGGCAGGAUGACUCUGAAUGCUCCGAGAACCACAGCUUCAAAGAAAAUGUGGAUCACUAUGCCUUGCUGUCCACCUUGCAGCUGAUGUACACCGUGGGAUACUCCCUCUCUCUUAUCUCCCUCUUCCUGGCUCUCACCCUCUUCCUGUUUCUUCGAAAGCUGCACUGCACACGCAACUACAUCCACAUGAACUUGUUUGCUUCGUUCAUCCUAAGAGCCCUCGCAGUGUUGGUGAAAGACAUCGUGUUCCACAACUCUUACUCCAAGAGGCCUGACAGUGAGAAGGGGUGGAUGUCCUACCAGUCUGAGAUGUCCCCCUCCUGCCGCUUAGUCCAAGUCCUCCUGCAUUACUUCGUGGGUGCCAACCACUUGUGGCUCCUGGUUGAAGGCCUUUACCUCCACGCGCUGCUGGAGCCCACGGUGCUUCCUGAAAGGCGGCUGUGGCCCAGAUACCUGGUGGUGGGUUGGGCUUUCCCCGUGCUCUUUGUGGUGCCCUGGGGGAUCGCCCGCGCACACCUCGAGAAUGAAGGGUGCUGGGCAAAAAAUGAGAAUAAGGAAAUCUGGUGGAUUAUCCGGGGACCCAUGCUGCUUUGUGUAACAGUCAAUUUCUUCAUCUUCUUGAAAAUUCUCAAGCUUCUCAUUUCUAAACUUAAAGCCCAUCAAAUGUGCUUCAGAGACUAUAAAUACAGAUUGGCAAAAUCAACGCUGCUCCUCAUUCCUUUAUUGGGUGUUCAUGAGAUCAUCUUUUCUUUUAUCACUGAUGACCAAGUUCAAGGACAUUCGAGACGUGUACGUCUCUUCAUUCAGCUGGCACUGAGCUCCUUUCAUGGAUUCCUCGUGGCCUUGCAGUAUGGCUUCGCCAAUGGAGAGGUGAAGGCUGAGUUGCGGAAGUUCUGGGGCCGCUUCUUGCUAGCCCGCCACUCAGGCUGCCUGGCAUGGGUCCUGGGGAAGAACUUCCAGUUCCUGGGGAAAUGUCCCAAGAAGCUCUCAGAGGGAGAUGGUGCUGAGACUCUUCAGAAGUUGCAGUCCUCAUCUGACAGCUCAAACUUGAGCACACGGAGCCUGGGGGAGCUGGGCACCCAGCCCAACCGGGGUCAUGCAGCCUGGCCCCGCGGCAGCAGCCUCUCUGAGAGCAGUGAGGGGGACUUCACCCUAGCCAACACCAUGGAGGAGAUUCUGGAAGAAAGUGAGAUCUAA